This is a messenger RNA of Chanos chanos (milkfish), 953 nucleotides long. RefSeq names its product coagulation factor III, tissue factor b (gene f3b). Gene Ontology annotation, molecular function: cytokine receptor activity; protein binding. Bases 1 to 873 code for a protein of 290 amino acids. Gene Ontology annotation, cellular component: plasma membrane. Gene Ontology annotation, biological process: blood coagulation; cytokine-mediated signaling pathway. Lineage: Eukaryota; Metazoa; Chordata; Actinopteri; Gonorynchiformes; Chanidae. The transcript is spliced from 6 exons. The record is from RefSeq and is a predicted model, not a curated record.
AUGAAGAUCUUUGUUUACUCCGCACUUUUAUUAGUUUCUCUUGCGUUCACUGUCAUCGAUGGUUCUUUGGGUGUGGACCAGUUGCCCAGAGCUGAAGAUAUCACUUGGAGGUCUUACAAUUUCAAGACAGUGUUAACGUGGGGACCCAAACCUGUGAACCACACUUAUACUGUUGAAUUCGCAAGAUUUAAUGGGGACAGAAUGAGGAACCCACACUGUAUUAGAACCACAGAGACAGUGUGCGACCUCACUAAUGAGCUGACUGAACUGAAAAGUUCUCACUUUGCUGAGGUCAUCACAGAACCCCUGCCUGGCACCGACAUGGACCUGAUAGAACCUCUCUACAAACGAUCAGAGAUGUUCUGCCCUUACAAUGACACUUUGAUUGGACGAGCUGAUUUUAAGAUUGAAGUUGGUGAAGACAAAACAAAGAUUAGGUUGGUUAUCCAGGAUCCUCCCACAGCUCUAUACAAGGAUGGAAGACCUCUGAACAUCCGUGAAAUCUUUAUGACAGACCUGAAGUACAAAGUAGCUUACAACAAAGCCGGGAGCACCGGCAAGAAAGAGACCAUUUCAGAUCUCAGUGAGCUGGAGUUAAGUGGAUUGGAUAAAGACGAGAGUUAUUGCUUCAGCAUUGCAGCAUACAUCCCCACACGGACGACAGCCAAGAGGCUUGGAGAAUGGAGCUUGCCCAAGUGCUCCAAAGGAAAAGACAAGUUCUUUUUUGACGAGUACGACCUGAGCGUGAUCAUCGGUGGCAUCGUUAUUACUCUGGCCUUUCUCUUCUCUGUCAUUGCAUUGGUGGUGGCAUGCUGUAAACGAGGAGAGGCAGAGAAAAAGCUGGAAAAGAAUGAAACUGCUUCUGAGGUGUAGAGGGAAGAUAACAGCUAAAUGCUUUUCAAGUGGCCGACUGGGGCUCUCGUGGUACGGCUGGACCGUAACCAUCCUUUUUC